Molecule: messenger RNA, 3970 nt
Organism: Dunckerocampus dactyliophorus (ringed pipefish)
Lineage: Eukaryota; Metazoa; Chordata; Actinopteri; Syngnathiformes; Syngnathidae
Gene: znf451
Product: zinc finger protein 451
Exons: 12
Coding region: 116-2803 (895 amino acids)
Biological process (GO): regulation of transcription by RNA polymerase II
Cellular component (GO): nucleus
Molecular function (GO): sequence-specific DNA binding; DNA-binding transcription factor activity, RNA polymerase II-specific
Source: RefSeq, a predicted model, not a curated record
CUCACUCACAGCUACUUAUGACGUAUACAUUCUCGCGGAGUUUUACAUGCUAGCAAAGAAGACCACAUUGUGGAGCAGAAGUCGACAUUAAAUUAGAGGAUAAGCAAGCGGAUAAAUGUCUUCUCCCAGGCAAGCGGAAGAGGAUGAGAUGGAAGACGUGGAAUUUGUGUCUGAGGGGCCCCUCAGGCCAGUGGUGGAGUGUGUCGACCUGCUGAGUGAUAGUGAUGAAGAGGGCUGUUCUUCAUCGACAGGAACUAUCGAUGAUAAAAUUGACCGCCAAAAGGCACAUGUAGCGUCUACUCUGGAUAGACUGGCACAGCAGGUGGCUCUGGAGAAGCGGGAAAGAGCAGACAAAUGUAGAGCCUUCAAGGAAAAACAGAUGCAACAAAGAGUCCAUGGACAGCAGGAGCUUAUGUUUAGAUCAACAAAUACAAUGAAUCAAGAGGCAAAGCGCUGUGUGGAUGCGUGGCUAAAGAUGCCUGGCCUCCAGCCUGGAGUGAUCAGUUCUGGUUCGGGAAGACGCAGACAUCGACAGUCUGCUUUCCCAAUGAACCCUUCAAUAAAACACACAUGUCCAGUGAUUAAUUGUGGUCGGGUUUUCGACAAUGUGUCUCUCCUCGACGGUCAUCUAAAAAGGUUUGACCACUCGCCUUGUGAUCCCACCAUCACUCUCAAAGGAAGUCCCACGAUGCUGUUUGCUUGUGUGGUCUGUUGUCGUCACUUUCGGACCAAAGAAGAGUGGAGGACACAUGUUCAAUCUAAGGUUUCCCUUGUCAUAAAAUCAUCCUAUGUUGAAAUUAGUCAUAAAAAUAGCACAUUUUUGUAUGGAUUCAUUUAUCAGGCAUCCUCAGUUAAUUCUGAGGGUCACUGCGUGUCCCAGAGCUACCAGCGCAUUGUUUGCUUUGCUUGUCCUGCCUGCUACCUCCUCUUCAACUUGAGAGAUGAGUGUCUUCAGCACAUGUCAGCCAAAAACCACUUUACAGAGUCCCUCGCAAUGAGUGACAGUAAUCGAGGAGCAGUGCCUAUACCCAUGCCACAACACGCUAAGAAUCGCCUCAUCACACUCUGCAAGGAAGCCCCGUUCACCGUCCAAUGCACUCUGUGUCACAAAGUGUUGAGUUCACAUCAGGCAGCACAAGCUCACUUUAAUGUGCACUGCAGACAGGGCUGUGCUAUGGCCAAGGCUGAUAAAACAGUGGUGCAGUUAGUGAAGCAGCUGCAAGUGCGAGGCCAGUGCUUUCUCUGCUGUUUAAUCUUCCUGAGCCAAGCGGAAGUGGAAAGGCACAGAGAAGCCACCAAACAUUACGUGGAGGUCAACAGUACCAUGGAGCGAGCUCUACUUCAGUACUGCAGGUUUAGUGAAAAUCAACACAGGGCUGACAACGAGGAGAAAAGGCCUGUCACUAGCACACAGUUUCAAAAAAGAAACAAGAACAGCAGUGAGCAUGAAGAUUUUCCUGCCAAACGACACAAAUUAGGAAGCUCUGUUACAGUGUGGUUCUGUGAGUGUGGUCUGAGGUUCUCAGAGGAAGGCUCAGCCAGUAAUCACGUCUUAGCUGUCAACCAAAUUUUCUACCAGUGCGGCGUGUGCGGCAAACACAUGGGAGAAUCUUCAGUCACCCGCCUGCACAUGAGCCGCUUUCACGGGGGAGCUCACCUCUCCAACUUCUUUUUCUACUGCCGCAAGUGCAAAGUGGAGAUGCCUCGCUUGGAACAUAUCAUGUCGCACGUGUCGGACACACACCAAGGGCAUACCUUCUUCACCGAACAGGAAGUGCCCGCAGAAGUGAAGGCCAAGCCGUCCUUCAUGGACCCAUGCUCUUCCUCCACACUUUCACCCAUCCCAGCGGAGGCGGCAUCCUCUUCCAAACCGGCGCCAACUUGGAUGUGCAGGAUGUGCGAGGAUGUCUUUGACUCGGAAGCAGCCGUCCAAAAGCACUGCAGUGACAUAAGCAGCCACAGCUUCCAGAGGUUCGCCUGCGGCCACUGCCCACAAAAAUUCUUCAAGGAGUCCACUGUGCGACGGCAUUGCGCCAAUGAGCACAACGGACAGAUUAAGAGCGCGCACUUCUGCGGGCUCUGCGAUAGCAUGUCGUUUGAGUCUGAAGGCGAGUUCCUACAGCACUACAAGUGCCUCCACAGCAGAGACUACUACAGCGUGGACGACGGUGACCUUGUUCAACCUGCUGCAGCUGCUGAGAGCGUCUCACCUGCGGACUCAUGUCCAUGCAUGGGCUCAGAGAAGACUAAAGAUGCAAUGAAAGCCACAUACACACGCUGCAUGAUGAAUCUAGCCUCUGAAGGCCACUGUCAGUACGUGUGUGCGCCUUGUGCUAUAAUUGCCCCCUCCUAUGCUCAGAUCAAGACUCAUGUCCACACCACACAUGCGGCCUUGAACCUGGACAAAACAUUUGAAGUAGAAUGCAGAACUUGCAGGGAACGCUUUGCAGAUGUUCCAAGGUUCCAUAAACACCAUCACUCCCAGCACUGUGCGCUUGACCCAUGCGUGAGCUCCAGGACCGGUGGGGAUAAGGUGAAAGAAAAACCCCAAGUACUGAAUGCUGUGGAGGUCAAAGAAGAACUUCAUGAGAUGGAAGAUGACAUGCUGCAAAGGUUCUUGAAAAUGGAGCAGACUGAGAAAGAUGUUGGUCAAAGUGAGCAACAAAAGCAGCAUGGCUCUGACUCAACAGAUGAUGAUGAUGAUGAUGAUGAUGAUGUGAAACGGGCACUUGCUUUGAGCGUAGAAGAAGAACAGCAGGAGUCAGCAGGGUCGCGGGGGUAUGCUGGAGCUUAUCCCAGCUGACGUUGGGAAAGAGGCGGGGUACACCCUGGACUGGUCACCAGCCAAUCGGCACAUAUAGACAAACAACCUUUCACAUUCAUACCUAUUGGACAAUUAAGAGUCGCCUAACCUAACAUGCAUGUUUUUGGAAUGUGGGAGGAAGACGGAGUACCCGGAGAAAACCCAUACAGAGAUGUCCAACAGAGAUUGGAACCCAGGUCUUCCAGAUCUCCCGACUGUGUGGCCCAAAUGCUCACCACUAGUAUUAAAAAUAAAUAAUAGAGAAAUAAAAUGCUAUUCUGAAUGCAGUCUACUGUGGCUAAUCCUGCAAAUCACUCACACAACACAAUAGAUAUUUUCUGAGUAAAACAAAAACAAAGCAAAAUGCAAAUAUGUUUUAAAAAAAACUUGUAAUGUUACGGUAUUUCAGUGUGGCAGGUCGCACUUUUCAACAAACUUCCCUUUCUGAGUCAUGUGAUUGUUGUUAGCACCUGAGACGUUAAGUAGUUGUUCAGUGGAGAGUAUAUACUUUAUACCACUUGUCCUCCACUCCUGUCUCCUUCUCAAUCACAUUUCCACAUUUGGUGACCCUCCAUGUGAGUAUGAACAUGUCGACAGCCUGUGCUAUCUAUGCCCGACGUAUGGCAACAGCACACGCCUGCGUUUUCAACACAUCAAAGCCCAGUUUCGACUGUGAGGAGCAACGCAAGGACAUGAUCAAUUAUUUCCACGUAGUGGCCGCUCUGAAAACCGGCCCAUGCCCAAUGUCAACCACGAAAACAGCGGUUUAUUAAUUAGCUUUCAAAAAAAUGCAAUAGAGUGAGGGAGGGAUGACUGUAUACAUCUCUACACUGAAACACAGCCCAACACUGAAACACAGCUCAUUGUUUCAGACUUCUUUCUCGGGGACAAAUGCAGUCUGAGAUUCAGGUCAGGACAGUACAGUACAUCUUCCACGCUCAGUUGGUAAAUUGUUGACUAUAGGGCAAUAAGGACAUCUGCCACACCACUUUUAUGACACCCUCUUUAAGUUACAAGUGUUUAAAGCGUAUUAAACAUUGCUUAACUGGUUGAAUGUUUAAAAUGUUUUAGGAUGGCGACAGGUUGACUUUUGAUUUCCACUACUCUCUAAGAGAAAAAUGGUUUUGAAUUAAAUCUGAGUUAAAUUACUAACACUAAUGCUGCCUA